Messenger RNA from Pristis pectinata (smalltooth sawfish), 3820 nucleotides. RefSeq names its product protein FAM107B-like. Gene Ontology annotation, cellular component: neuron projection; stress fiber; synapse. The record is from RefSeq and is a predicted model, not a curated record. Lineage: Eukaryota; Metazoa; Chordata; Chondrichthyes; Rhinopristiformes; Pristidae. The coding region runs from base 379 to 915 and encodes 178 amino acids. Gene Ontology annotation, biological process: actin filament polymerization; actin filament bundle assembly; regulation of actin cytoskeleton organization. The transcript is spliced from 5 exons.
GCUUACAAGCUGUUCACUUCAGAGAGAGAUACUUGUGUUGAUCAGUGCUGUAUUUGCAGUGAUUCUAUUUCGGUUCAUUUUUAUUUUGUAAAUUGUUUGAACUCUUCAAAAUACUUUUUUUUUGGAUUCCCCUUCCCAGGUCUUGCCAUUUUGCUGAUUUAGUAAAGCCACGGAUCUGUGGAAGAAACCAGAGUUGUCAAGGUGCCAGAGCUGCGUGCUUUCACAUCUCCUGCUUGCCUGCUGCAGUCUCUGCUUCCUUGCAGACUGUGCAGGCAGCUACUCUUGCAGAAAGAGAACAGCAUAGUGCCCAGGCUGAAAGGGGCAUUGUUCAGCAGGAACUGCAGCAGAUCCUGAAAAGGAGUGAGGCAAACCAACAGCAUGGGAGCAACACAUGGCAAAAAGAAAGAAUAUUCUUUGCAAUCCAAGUCAAACAAUGAAAAUAGAAAACAUAUACUGAAUGGCUCGGCCUCCAUGUACUCUGAAAGGCACAGUGAUCCCUCCGAGAUCAGAUGUCUCAUGGCAGAGCCAGAUUAUUUUGAUAACAACCCAGACCUUAUCAGACCCAAGAAGCUCCUGAAUCCAGUCAAAGCCUCCAGAAGUCACCAAGAACUGCACAGAGAGCUGCUCAUGAACCAGAAGCGAGGUGUGGGUGCUGAAAACAAACCAGAGUUACAACGAGUGCUGGAAUACAGGCGGCGAGAUCAGCUGAUUCGACAAAGAAAGGAAGAAGAAGAGGCACAGAAAAUCAAAUCUCCUUUUGAACUUCAACUCCAGAAAAGACAACAAAGGCUGGAACAGUUGGAAAGAGAACAGCAGAGGAGUGGAGAAGAACAAGAGAAUGCUCCUGAAUUCAUCAAAGUCAAAGAAAACUUGCGGAGAACAUCCACUUUCAGUACUGAGAAGAAGGCUGGCUAGUAUUGAGACCUUCCUUCUCAAUUAUCUUUAACUGGUUGAUAACGCUAAGCACCAGUUCAACUUGACUGAUUUGCUAUGCCAUCACUAUAGAGUUCAUUUAAUGUUCUUGUCUUUCUUAAGAGGAAAAUGAAAAAUGGUUUAUUCUGCUGUGAAUGGAUGGCCAGUCUUUUCCAGACAUUAAGAAUGUUUGUUUUGUAGAACUCGCCAAACCUGGUCAGUUGGUGAGAAUGUAAAAGUGCUACUUAACGUGAAGAUGCAAGUUUGAAUAAAAACAAACAGGACAAGAAUCCAGUGAAUCUGGAUGAUGAAUUGUAAUGACAAAGUGACCUAUCAACAUACUUUAAGUUUAUUACUCCUAACUAAAGCUGAACAUUGAGCUAGUUAUUCUUGCAAACAUUCCAUAUGAUGAUGCAAAGCAUAAAAAAGUGUUUCAUAGUAUUUUGUGUAAAAGAUUCUUCUGCUUAUAACAUCAACUGAAUUGCUGCAGCAGCGACUCUUGAUAAUUUAAUGAGCAUACAGCCGAAUAUUCCCUUUGACAGGUGAGAAUUGAUGGCGACCAGUUAUCUUCAUGUGAUAUUUGUUGACUUUUAUCUCAGAAGACGAGCCUUUUGCUUGUGUUGCAGUUUGGUCAGACGUUUGACUGCCGUGUAUUUUUUUGUUACAGCUAUAUUUGGAUUAAAAUGUUGCUAAUGGAAGAUUAUCAUUGUAUAUGCUACAUGGAUAUUAUUAAUCUUAACCUACAGAUCUUAACAGUAAAAUAAGUGGUGGGUGUUGGUAUUUUAUGGAUUGUCUGACAUGCAUACAGUCAGCAGCUGAAUUAGCUAGAAUCUGCUGGGAAGAUUUGGAGUUGUUGGCUGUUGAUUUUUUUUAGGAAUUAAAUUUAGAUUGCACAAUACCUAGCAAUCUGGAAAAAUAUAUCAUGAUUUUUAAUACAUUUAUUAUCUACCUAUUGUCAUAGAUGUGUCGAUAACUCCUGUAUUGAGAAUCUUGGUAUAUUUUUUCUGAUAUAUAAUAUGGGAUAAAGAAAUGAAUAGGGUCUGCACAAUUAACUUUUACGGUAAACAAAGAAGCAACUGGCCAAAACCUUUAAGAAUUGUGUUCUGUCUUCCUGACAGCACAUUUAAUUCCAGACUAAUUCUAUUAAGAGCUGAUAAACCUAUUACUAAAUGCAUACAUUUUGAAAAGUUACCUGAACCAUAGCCUUAGAAAAUCACAAUAAUUAGCCUUACAGAAUGUGUGGUCUGUUUAGACAAGAAUUCUGUGCAGUACAAGAAAUGCAAUGACUACUGCUUUAAAGAUCAACGCUGUGUAAACAGAAAAAUGGAUUUGCAGUUAAUAUUUUUAUGUUCAUUUUGUCAUUUACACUUCACAAUGAUUUUAUAUUUAGUAGUGUUCAGGUCUUGGAGACUGUGCUUACUGUAAAAGUACUCAGUCAAUUAUGAAUGUAAUUCUGAAAGCUUUUUAUAUGCAUUUGAGAAGUUUGCCACUCUCUUCAUUUUGUUCACCAUGUAUUCAAUUCACUGGGUAAUGGAAUGAAAGAGUCUCUUGCAUUUUGUGACCAGAAUUAUGAAAAAAUUGCAACUUAGCUGCUAGAAAGACAAAUCAUAUUGUUUGUAAUGAUAACAGCUAUCUGUAUGUUUUGGAAAUGAUGCCUUUGAAAUGUUACUGAAUAGGUAUUGACUGUUGGGUAAGUUAUACCUAUCACCACAGUAAACACGAGUAUACACAUCUGAUUGGAGUUAGUGCUGGAAGGCACAUUCUGAAAUAGAGUUUAUUUUCUCUCACUUUUACUCGUCUUUUGGGGAAUUGUUACUUUUCUACUCAUACAAAACAUGCACAUAAAAUUCAAGCUAUAGUCUGUGAAUCUAUAAUUAUAGUACUCUGUUUAAUUAUUGAUAACAGGAGAAGGGGAAUAUAAUAUUCAGUUGGAUUGUUACCAUCUAUAGGUUUGUGUCAUUGUAACAACUUUGAAAUAAAAAAAUGCUUAUUUUACCUUGUGGAAACUUCUAGUGCAUCAAAAAUUGUUUAGGUUUUGCAUUUUGUAGUUCAAAUGCAUUAUUUUGUGCAGGUUUGUCCAUUCUAAACAUUAUCUAUCAUUAAUAUUUAUUUAGUGGUAUUAAUACAAAUUGUUCUACAAAAUUCAAAGUAGCUAAGGAAGAUGUAUCGUUUAACCAUGAAUCUGCCAUUGGAGCAACCUAAAUAACCUAAUACUGCAAAUUUCAUUGGUGCAAGUAUUGGUAAUGUAGAAGAUAAUGACUAUUGUCUGAAAGCAAAACCAAAAUGCAGAUGCUAGAAAUCUGAAAUAAAAUGGACAAUGCUAGAAAUACUCAGAUGGUUGGGCAGCAUCUGCAGAGAGAGAAAACACAAUGUUACAGGUUGAUGAUGUUACAAUAGAACUGGUCAGUUCUCACACAAACUGGAAGGACUGGCUCUCUGAAGUCAUUGAAUUCAGUAUUUGGUCAUGAGGACUGCAAAGUGCUUAGACACAGGCUGAAUUGUUGUUCCUUGAACUUUUCAAUAGUUGACAGGCAUGUGAGAGAAUAGGUAACAGUGAAAUAAGUGAGGGAAUGGGACAUGUUAGUAUCCACUGACAGUUGGCACACAUUCCACAGGUCAAAUGGCCGAUGUAGUAAGAAAGUAUGAGAAAAUAAACAAAGAACUAUAUGAGAACAGUUCACAUCUGGAGGUCACAGCUGCAUACUUCGCCUGAAUGCCAAUGGCCUCUGGAAAUCUAAAAUAAGAAAACAAAGCUGGAAAUAAUCAGCGAAUUAGGCAGCAUCUUGUAAAACUAAUUAUUUACAGACUGCCAGCAAUCUUCCUGGUUAACCUGCUGGACUAUUGACCUUCGAUCAGAGCUGGCAACCUUUCAUUGAACUGUAUAAUUGUGCUUUGCACAAAUAUUUGC